UUUAAUCGACGGCACUCUUAUAAAAAAAAAAAAAAAUGAAUAGACAAUUAAUAAUCGCAUAAUAGCAAUAGUGUAUUACAGUUAUAGAUUAAAUUCCGUUUGAUAAUUUUUGCGAUGCCCAAUUAUUUAUUAACAUUACAUUGUACAAUCGCUGUUCGCUCGGACCAGACCUUAUAUCUCUGACGCCCAAAAUGGAAACGAUUCAUUUGCUCGACGGCGGUUUCACCGACGGCGUUAAACCGUACACCGACUACGAAAGUCUGAUGAAACAUCCGCUUUGGGGUUCGCAUCUGCUGCAAGACGACGAGGAAGCCAUUUACAAGUCGCACAGGGACUACAUUAGAGCCGGUGCUGACAUGAUAACGACAAAUACAUAUCAAGCGAGCAUUAACGGUUUUAAACAACAUUUGGGCUUGGACUACGACCAAAGCUACGAACUGAUCAAGAAAUCCGUGCAGUUGUGUCGUCGAGCCAUACAAACCGAAAGUUCUGGACGAUCGGUGAAAAUAUUGGGUGCGGUUGGACCGUUUGGCGCUUCCAUGUGCGACGGUUCCGAGUACCGAGGAAAUUAUAUAGACGACAUGAGUUUGCAAGAGUUAAUCGACUGGCAUAUGCCCAGGAUUCGUGCGCUUAUCGAGGCCGGAGUCGAUUAUUUACUUUUCGAAACUAUUCCUUCGAUUAAAGAAGCCGAGGUUUUGUUAAAGAUACUUUCCGGUUUUCCAGGACAGAAAGCUUGCUUAGCGUUCUCCUGUAAAGAUGAAACGCACAUUAGUCACGGAGAAACGUUUGCCAGUGCCGUGGAACAAUGUUGGACGAACAAUGCUUUCCGUGAACAACUGGUCGCCGUCGGUUUUAACUGUGUACCGGCACGUUAUAUUUCCUCGCUUUUGAUGUCGGUUCAAACGAAGAACGUACCAUUUAUCGUCUAUCCGAACGGAGGUGGCGUUUGGGAUGCCGAAAACAACUGGGAUAACACAAAAUCGUAUACAAUUUCCGACAAAGAUUUGACACUGUGGAAAAGUAGGGGACUUAAAAUAUUGGGCGGAUGUUGCAUGUGCACCGCUAAAGACAUUUCACAUUUUAGAGACUUAAUCGACGACGUGUCCAAGUAAGACGUCCGGAUUUAACGUUAUAUAAUAUAAUAUUAAAUAGUAAAUUCAUUUCGAUUGUAAAUGAAUGUAUAUUGUUCAUUCAUGUUUCUUCUUUUGUUUUGUCUAAAUUUGUAAAAGUUUUCUUUAUUAAAUUGAUGUAAAAAA
This is a messenger RNA of Adelges cooleyi (spruce gall adelgid), 1256 nucleotides long. RefSeq names its product homocysteine S-methyltransferase YbgG-like. Lineage: Eukaryota; Metazoa; Arthropoda; Insecta; Hemiptera; Adelgidae. Bases 192 to 1112 code for a protein of 306 amino acids. The record is from RefSeq and is a predicted model, not a curated record. The transcript is spliced from 6 exons. Gene Ontology annotation, biological process: S-methylmethionine cycle. Gene Ontology annotation, molecular function: S-adenosylmethionine-homocysteine S-methyltransferase activity.